UAAGCUGGAAACUUUCUUCUCUUCUGCUCCGUGACGACCAAAGAUGCUUUGUCUCAAAUCUGAAGCCACUCUCCAUGACGAUCAGACGUUAGCUUCCUCUUCUUCUUCUUCUCCCAGCAUCGAUCGUAGCUCCGCAAAUGCCACUUUUCGUAUUCCCAUCACCUGGGGAAGCUCGAUCCGGAGGUAUUUGAAGAAGACUGGUACUUUCUCAAGAAGAUCUUACUCCUCUGGAGAUGGCUCUCUUUAUUUCCCUGAUCUAGAUAAUGAAAGCAAGAUUCUGGAUCAAACUAGUAGUAGAUUUGAAGGAAAAAGUAGAGUUUGGUACAAGUGUGAGCUUGAACAAGAUAUUAAGAAGCUGCAGCAGCAGUUACAAGAGGAGAUCAACUUACGUUUAGCUCUAACAAGUGCAGUUGAGCACUCUAGUUCCCCCUUCAUGGAAUCACCUUGUCAACUUCCUGAUAAGGCACAAGAGCUUUUGGACAGCUUAGCAGUACUGGAAAUCACAGUGUCAAAGCUUGAACAAGAAUCAGUUUCCUUGAGAUAUUUACUAAGGCAAGAGAAGAACGAGCGGCGUCUCACUGAGAUUCUACAAAAGAAGAAGUCUCAUUAUUCACAACCUUCAAAGUUCACUACUGCACAAAGUUUCCCUAACAAGUUGGUGACAAGGAAAAGAGAGAGUAAACAAGUGGUUUCUGUGGAUGAUGAAGCUUUACAAAUAGACUGAAGAAGCUAAAGCUGAAGAUGAUGUGAUCUUAGCCAUAGCCGAAUUGCUUGAUCUAUAUAGUCCUUGAGCCAAAUCUUUCGAAAAAGUCAAAGAGUCUUGUUAAGUUUCUUCAUCACCCGGGUUUUAGAAUUGCCUUCCGGGCUCAACAUAACUGGUCCCCUGAGCAUCGCUCCAUCGAAAUCUUUGAAAAAAUACACAGCCCUUCUACUGCAGCUCUGUUCUAUAUUUGCUUAGAAAAUCUGGCCAUGUCCGUAGAGUAAGGUUAUGCCCUGCAGGAGCAGCAAUGAGAAGCUCAUAUAUUAAAACAUAGAAUGCAUUGUUGUUAUCACUUGGCAAAUCAAUUGAUCAUUUAUUCUAUUGUUUUUGGGGCCUUCUACUUCUCUAGUCUUCUUGCUGUUAUUUUGACUUGGACAAUCGACUGAUGAGA
Eruca vesicaria subsp. sativa (arugula) is the source of this 1151-nucleotide messenger RNA. The record is from the annotation of a GenBank genome assembly. NCBI's taxonomy places the organism in Eukaryota, Viridiplantae, Streptophyta, Magnoliopsida, Brassicales, Brassicaceae.